Messenger RNA from Culex quinquefasciatus (southern house mosquito), 490 nucleotides. RefSeq lists its product as uncharacterized. The record is from RefSeq and is a predicted model, not a curated record. The transcript has 3 exons. Lineage: Eukaryota; Metazoa; Arthropoda; Insecta; Diptera; Culicidae. Bases 120 to 389 code for a protein of 89 amino acids.
UCAGCAGGCGCCGUCUGUCAAAAACACAAAAUCGCACUUUUGUCAAAUCUUUUCCGCGAGACUCGUAGUGUGUCCUUUCGGUGCUCAUAUUCCAGGACUUUUCAUCCGACGAUCGCAAGAUGCAGGCCGUUCGUCCCAUCGCCAACCUGGCCGUCCGCAAUGCGGCGUUCCUGUCCCGUGGCUACCACGGCCCGAACAACUUCCGGGUGUACACGAUGAACGACAUGCCCGUGCCGGAGGGUGACUUCUUCGAGCAGCACCGCGCCAAGAACCGCACCUACAACGCCGUGCUGGCCGCCGGAAUCGUCAUCUUUGGCAUCACCUUCACCAUUGCCAAGGAGUCCGGACUGAUCUACUUCAACUACAACCCCCCGAAGAGCCUUGAUUAAGCAAUGCCUUGGCCGGAAGAUUCCAGAUUGUCUCUACUUUAGCCAGCCAGCCAGUGCGGGUUGUGUUGUACGUGUAAACAAUAAAUUAACUUGAAAAAUAA